AUGCAAAACGUAUCCUACCCCACACCCGAGAUGCUUGAACAUGGUUCACAUUCUUAUAACAUUGCCGACGGAAGUCAACAGGGUAUAUACGAUCAGACUCCGCUUAAGACUUUACCACCUGAAAUAAUGGAGUUGAUCUUUGAAAAGUUGGACUAUACGUCACCACAAUUUACUUUACAUUAUGCAAAUAUCAUAUCAGCUUUAAGUUGCUAUUCCACAGAGGUAAUUUACCCACAUUUAUGUCACGAAUUAAAAAAUAAGUUUUUCCUUCUAAAUUUAACGAGCACUCCUGGCGACGAAAUCAUGACACCAUUGAUCAGCAAGUUAAAGACGCCAGGAAAUAAUAAUUUUAAAGUAGAUACUGACCCACAACAUAAUUUUACAUUAGAAAGAAAUGAGCUUAGGUUGUCACCAAAUUCACCUUUUAAAAAAAUUAUAUACAUUACUGAUGAAUCCACAAUUAAUGAAAAUAUCAAGAUUCCAAUUUUCCAAAGACCAGUAGAUUUGAUAUUCAUACCCAAAACUCCAUGUACAUCAGUAAUACCCUUACUUCAAGGGUUACCUCCUGGAAUAACAAUAAAUAACUUAAUCUUUGACUCUAUGAGCGACAAAUUAAAUUUGGGGAAAAAAAUGUUCGGAAUUUAUGAUUUUGAUUUCUUUUCCUUUAGACAAAAUAAUGCUGCUGAUGAGUUCCCAGAUGCAAUGAAUGAUACCUUCCGUUGGCUUCGUCCUAGAAUUCAACAAAUAUCCUUCCCAGGUAUCACUGAACUGCAAAUAGAUUAUAUGAUGAUUGAUUCAUUUAUUUAUGACAUCCUACAAACUUUGAAUCAAAUGUUUCCACAUUUAACCAACAUUACAAGUAAUUCUGGUACCACGACUAGAUCGACUUCACCUCAACGUGGUAGCAAUGAAGACUUGAUAGUGCAUGGUGAAACAUGUACCAAUUCUAUAUUGAGACAAUUCUUUAAGGAUGUUAAAAUAUAUUUCCCUGAUUUGGUAUCAAUUGAAUUUAUCAAGUUUAAUGGCCAAGAAACUUGUAACUUUAUAGAUUUAUCUACUUUGAUGCUCUCCAAAUUUAAAAAUGCAAGAGUCAAUUUAAUUGAUUUGUUCCAGAUACAUUCGUUGAAAAAUUGGUCCUUUCCAAAAUUACAAUUCUUUACAGGACAUCGUUUUAAAUUCGAUGAAACUACAAUGACAGGAUCUCAAGAACGUCAUAAUUCAAGUUUAAUUGAUAAUUUACAUUUAUUACAUGAAAUGAUUUCUACUGAAACUCAAGAUGCAACCUCUUAUUUUAGAAUUAAUUUAAUCCCAGAAGGUGUCAAAUCAACAAAAAUAUUAAAUUGGAUCCCCUUUGAUCUUGAUGGGAAACCAUUCUUUUGUUUGAAAUCUAAAACUUUGAACUAUUUGGAAUUAAAAUUCUUAAACGGGUUCACUUCUUUGAAAACCAUCAGUAUUCAAGGUUUAUAUCUCCCAAAUUUGACAAAAUUAUUAUUGAAUAACGAUAAACUGAAGUCAUUUAGGCCAAUAAUUUCAGAUAAGAGGAACUCCAUCGUUAUGAUUAAUUCUAUAGAAACUAAGGAUGAGUUUAUACCUGUGGAAUUUUCUUAUUGGAAUGAUCUAAAGAAAUGUGAAAAAAUAACAUUCACAACUUCCACCGAACAGUGUUCAAGUAACCUGGGUGCAGAAUCUUGUUCCCAUUCAAAUUACAUCUUUAACAUAAAAAAUUUGAAAUGUACACUACCCAAUCUAAACCUUAAAGAGAGCUUCUCAAAUUAUUAUGAUGAGAGGCAAAAAUUUAUUGUUGUAUGA
Messenger RNA from Naumovozyma castellii, 1809 nucleotides. It is a transcript of the gene BOP2, whose product is annotated as Bop2p. The record is from RefSeq and is a predicted model, not a curated record. The transcript has a single exon. The coding region runs from base 1 to 1809 and encodes 602 amino acids. NCBI's taxonomy places the organism in Eukaryota, Fungi, Ascomycota, Saccharomycetes, Saccharomycetales, Saccharomycetaceae.